Molecule: messenger RNA, 1352 nt
Organism: Hyaena hyaena (striped hyena)
Lineage: Eukaryota; Metazoa; Chordata; Mammalia; Carnivora; Hyaenidae
Gene: SERHL2
Product: serine hydrolase like 2
Exons: 12
Coding region: 112-1032 (306 amino acids)
Source: RefSeq, a predicted model, not a curated record
UACUUGCGACUGACAAUGCCACGUUCGCGGGUGUCGUGACUCCUUCACUGGCACCCCUCGACCCCGGAGCGGAAGUGGGAGGAGGCCGGAGCCGACCCGCGGGAGGGUCCGAUGUCAGAGCUGAAGCUGACUGUGCCCUGGGGACACAUCGCUGCCAAACUCUGGGGCUCCCAGCAGAGCCCCCCCGUUCUUUGCCUGCACGGCUGGCUGGACAAUGCCAACUCCUUUGAUAGGCUCAUCCCUCUUCUCCCAAAAGACUUCUUUUAUGUCGCCAUGGAUUUCGGGGGCCACGGGCUCUCAUCCCAUUACAGCCGAGGUCUCCUGUAUAACCAGCAAAACUUUGUGAUUGAGAUCCAGAGAGUUGUCGCAGCUUUGAAAUGGAAUCGUUUUUCCAUCAUGGGCCAUAGUUUUGGUGGUCUUGUGGGCGGAAUGUUUUCCUGUAUCUUCCCCGAGAUGGUGGAUAAACUUAUCUUGCUGGACACCACGCCAUUUGUCCUGGACUUGAAAGAAAAGGAGAACUUGAUAACCUACAAGCGGAGGGUGACAGAGCACAUGCUGCAGGUGGAGGCCUCCCAGAAGCCCCAGCGGGUGGUCAGCCCAGAGGAGAUGCUGCAGGGGUUGCUAAAGAACAACAGUCACUUGGGCGAGGAGUGUGCGUGGCUCCUGCUGCAGCGAGGGACCACACAGGUGGCCACAGGUCUGGUGUUGAACAGAGACCGGAGGAUCACUUUGCCGGAGCAUGGCAUCGACUUCACCAGCAGGGAGAUGUUCAUGCGUUACAUCCAGAGGCUGCAGACCUGCAUCCUGCUCAUCAAAGCAACACAAGGGUUUUAUGAUGUGAGAAGAGAGAACGACACUGACAAGGAGCCCUUUCUUUUUAUGAAGGACACAAUGAAAUCUGUCCUAAAAGAGCGCUUCCAGUUCACGGAAGUCCCAGGCAACCACUACGUGCACCUGAACCAACCCCAGCUCGUGGCCGGGAUCAUCAGCUCCUUCCUGAAGAGCAGCAAGAGGACCCUGAACCGGCUGUAGCCUGGGCCUGGGGCUUCGGAGGCCUCGCUCCCACCACUCGCCACGCAGCCCCCCGCCCCAGCCAGGUGCGGGGGAGACCGGCCUCGCUGGUCUUGAAGAUCUGCAUGUGCUGAGGCACAGAAGCCUGGGGCAGGGUUUGGAGAGAUGGGACCAAGAUUCUGACUUUUAGCAUCUGUGACCCACAGGGCAGCCGCUGUUUGGACUCGGGGGGGGGGGGGGGGUCCUGUGCUGUGGCUGACAGUCUGCAGUCAGCGGGUGGAGAGAGGAGUGGCCAGGCUGCCGCCCAGCUGGAUGAAAAACAAAACGACCUUGUGUUCUCA